Molecule: messenger RNA, 615 nt
Organism: Lentinula edodes (shiitake mushroom)
Lineage: Eukaryota; Fungi; Basidiomycota; Agaricomycetes; Agaricales; Omphalotaceae
Exons: 1
Coding region: 1-615 (204 amino acids)
Source: RefSeq, a predicted model, not a curated record
AUGGCAUCCACCGCAAGUGCGAUUUUCAGAAGCAGUAGUUCAACCUCUGCCUCCUCUGAUCCUUCCCCGGAAAAGUCCUCUCACACCCCAUUGCUUGCAAAAGAAGUAACAUCCCCAUCAAUGAUCGAAUCUGCUUCCAUGAGCUCUCUACCUUCUACCACCUCCAGCAGGACCCCGUCACCUAUUCCUCCUUCAAUAACCGUAGUGUCUAUCUUUCUUCCUCCUGCAUCACCAACCCCACUGGAAUCGCAUUCAGCCUUGAAAAGGCCUCUAUCCAUCAAUACACCAUUUGGGGACAAUGAUUCCUCAUACAAAAACCUACCCUCUUCUCCAGAAGAAAUUCCUGAAGAAACGCCUUGCGAACCUCUGAUUCCGAGGGACAGGGCAGAGGUGGGAACAGAGCUGAGGUCUGAUCCAGAGGCUCCGGUGGGGGGUCCUGGAAGGGAUCAGUAUCAGGGGCACCUGUCUGGGCCCUCUGCAUCUGUGUCGCAGUGGGGCAUGGGUUUGUCUCCCGUGUGGGUCGGUUCAGCUGUCAGCGGGUUCGUCGGCGGGGGGGCGGCGGGGUUUAGGGCAUUGGAGACGAUAUUGACGACUGGUGUUACUGCGCUCAAGUAA